Molecule: messenger RNA, 807 nt
Organism: Gossypium raimondii (Peruvian cotton)
Lineage: Eukaryota; Viridiplantae; Streptophyta; Magnoliopsida; Malvales; Malvaceae
Product: probable calcium-binding protein CML15
Exons: 1
Coding region: 211-699 (162 amino acids)
Molecular function (GO): enzyme regulator activity; calcium ion binding
Source: RefSeq, a predicted model, not a curated record
AGUAAAAUUUAAACUACUCUCUCUCCCAAAAAUACUAAAAAAGGACCAUUUUCUUUCAUAGUUUAGCUACUACAAUUUGUCUAUGCCCUUGUUCUUCUUCUUACAUUGUUGCCGGCCGGAGCCAUCACCGACGUUGUCAUAAUCAUUGUUUCAUUGUAAAGACAGUAACACAUAUUGUCUUGUUUUUUGUAAGGAAAUAUUUGGAUAAAAAUGGUGGCAUUACGAGUUGAACAACUGAAGCAGUUGAAGGACAUUUUCGCGAGGUUCGACAUGGAUUCCGACGGAAGCCUCACCGUUCUCGAGCUGGCGGCGUUAUUGAGAUCGCUAGGGCUGAAGCCAUCGGGUGAUCAAAUCCAUGCGCUGUUAGCCAAAAUGGAUUCCAACGGCAACGGUGCGGUGGAAUUCGAUGAACUAGCCAAUACUAUAUUGCCUACAAUGAAAGAUGAGAUACUGGUGAACCAAGAGCAACUCACGGAGGUUUUUCGGUUGUUCGACCGCGACGGAAAUGGGUAUAUCACGGCGGCGGAGCUGGCUGGUUGCAUGGCGAAAAUGGGUCAUCCGUUGACGUAUAAAGAGUUAACGGAUAUGAUAAAAGAGGCUGAUGCCGAUGGGGAUGGUGUCAUUAGCUUCAAUGAGUUUUCUUCUGUAAUGGCAAAGUCGGCCUUGGAAUUUCUGGGCAUUUCUUUAUCAUCAUCUUAACUAAUACUAAAGUUUAAGUUAGGUUAAUUAUGGUGAUUAUUUUUGCUUCCUUUUUGUGUAAACAUCAUAUCCUUGGAUCAUUUAUAACGACGAGUCUUAUGGACUAAU